Molecule: messenger RNA, 927 nt
Organism: Penicillium olsonii
Lineage: Eukaryota; Fungi; Ascomycota; Eurotiomycetes; Eurotiales; Aspergillaceae
Source: the annotation of a GenBank genome assembly
AUGUCUCAACUUAUUUCCAUUCCCGAAUCUUACGAGAGCCUCAACCUCACACAUAUUAACAUCGCCCACCACCCCCCUCAAUCUCCAACAGCAACCCCGAUUGUGAUCCUAAGACUCAACCGCCCAGAUAAAAAUAAUGCCUUCACGCCUCAGAUGGGAGAGAGCCUAGAACAGGCCUAUCGCUUGUUUCACCUCGAUGCUCGUGUCAAGGUGAUUGUCCUGACAGGCGCAGGCCGGAUGUUUUGCGCAGGCUCAGACCUUGACAUCGGCUUCGAUGACAGAGUGGAGAGAGCUGGUGAUUUUCGAGACACUGGUGGACGAGUGGCAUUAGCCAUGCAUCGGUGUAGCAAACCUACCAUCGCUGCUCUUCAGGGAUCAGCUGUUGGCGUUGGAAUGACAAUGACCUUGCCAGCAGCCAUCCGCAUCUGCCACGAGAAAAGCAAGUACGGGUUUGUCUUCACUCGACGCGGUUUGACAAUCGAGUCCUGUGCUUCGUUCUUCUUGCCCCGUUUGAUCGGGAUGUCCAAAGCAAUGGCCUUGAUCACAACUGGUGGCGUCUAUCCAGGAUUGUCAAAGUAUUUCGGUGAACUAUUUACCGAGGUUCUGGCCGAGGGAACGGCUGUUCUGCCACGAGCUUUGGAGAUUGCGCGCGAAAUGGCCGAAAAUGUCAGCCCAUUGGCGUCGUAUAUGAGCCGUGCUUUAAUGUGGCAAGGGCCGACAUCGCCCGAGGGCGCGCAUCUCCUUGAAUCGAAGGUGUUUCACCACAUGGCGGGUCAAAGUGAUUACAAAGAGGGAGUCAACUCAUUCCUGGAGAAGCGGAAGGCCAAUUUCUUGUGUGAUCCAUAUGAAAUGAGUCCAGGAGAUUAUCCGUGGUGGUCUGAGGUUGAUAUUCGGGUUGGGCCGAAGGCGUCAAAGUCCAAACUUUAG